UGCGGCGGGCUCGAAGAGGCGGCUGACGGGGCGGCGGCGAGCGGCCGGACGCUCCUCGGAGUUCGGCGGCGGCGGCAGCGGCGUCUCCAUGGGGCUGGCCGUGGGCGUCGGUGCGCUGUGAGACUGCUUCCACCACUCUAAGGAGACAGCGCUCAGAGUUCCUGGAUAGCUCGCCUGGUGAGGAGCUGGCAAUAAUUUAAUUCCAUCUCUAGUUUUUUUGUGUAGGCACAUCGAGAACCAUGAACAACUUUAAGAAGGAGGAGUUUGACUGUCACAUCCUUGAUGAAGGAUUUACAGCUAAGGACAUUCUGGACCAAAAAAUUAAUGAAGUUUCUUCCUCUGAUGACAAGGAUGCUUUCUAUGUUGCGGACCUGGGAGACAUCCUGAAGAAACAUCUAAGAUGGCUAAAAGCUCUUCCCCGUGUCACUCCCUUUUAUGCAGUCAUAAGUAAUGCCAGCAGAGCCAUAGUGAACACCCUAGCUGCAGUCGGGACAGGUUUUGACUGUGCAAGCAAGACUGAAAUCCAGUUGGUGCAGGGGCUCGGGGUGCCUCCAGAGAGGAUUAUCUAUGCAAAUCCUUGUAAACAAGUGUCUCAGAUCAAGUAUGCUGCCAGCAGUGGAGUCCAGAUGAUGACAUUCGACAGCGAGAUUGAGCUGAUGAAGGUCGCCAGAGCACAUCCAAAGGCAAAGCUGGUUUUGCGGAUUGCCACUGAUGAUUCCAAAGCAGUUUGUCGCCUCAGUGUUAAGUUUGGUGCCACACUCAAAACCAGCAGACUUCUCUUGGAACGGGCAAAAGAGCUAAAUAUUGAUGUCAUUGGUGUCAGCUUCCAUGUGGGGAGUGGAUGUACUGAUCCUGAGACCUUCGUGCAAGCCCUGUCGGAUGCCCGCUGUGUCUUUGAUAUGGGAACAGAAGUUGGUUUCAGCAUGUAUCUGCUUGAUAUUGGUGGUGGCUUUCCUGGAUCUGAGGAUACGAAGCUUAAAUUUGAAGAGAUCACCAGUGUGAUCAACCCAGCUCUGGACAAGUACUUCCCCCCAGACUCUGGGGUAAGAGUCAUAGCCGAGCCAGGCAGAUACUAUGAGAGCGGGAUGGACCGUCACCCAGCAGCCUGUGCUUCCACUAGUAUCAAUGUGUAG
Messenger RNA from Microtus ochrogaster (prairie vole), 1133 nucleotides. RefSeq names its product ornithine decarboxylase 1 (gene Odc1). The record is from RefSeq and is a predicted model, not a curated record. The transcript is spliced from 9 exons. NCBI's taxonomy places the organism in Eukaryota, Metazoa, Chordata, Mammalia, Rodentia, Cricetidae. The coding region runs from base 240 to 1133 and encodes 297 amino acids. Gene Ontology annotation, cellular component: cytoplasm. Gene Ontology annotation, molecular function: ornithine decarboxylase activity.